UUUUGCCCUUUUCUUUGCCACUCUCACUUUUUCUCACCAAUCGAAAAACGUUCAGACAAAAAAACAUAACCGUUGGAAGAAGAACCCACGUGGCGGUCAGCCUAUCCACUUGUCUUCUUCAUUUCACUCUUCCUUUGGAUUCUCUCUUCCUCUUCCUUUUGUCCCAUUCCUCUUCCCUUCCAUCACUCCAAAGUAAAGCAUCUCUCCCAUUCCAAAACCCGUGAUUUUCAUCAACCAGAUUCAAUCCUCUCUCUCGAUUUCAGUUUCACAAUUCCAUCUUCUCCAAUGGGCAUUCUCUGAAAUCUCUGUUUCCAAAUGUUGUCGUCUCCUCCAUCUCUCCUCUUCUCUGUUUCUUUCUUCCUCCUCUGUUUCUGCCAUUUCCAUGGCGUUUCCGCCUUUGCCGGGACCGAGUUUGACUUCGGCACUCUUACUCUCACCAAUCUCAAGCUCCUCGGCGACGCCCACCUCAGCAAUGGCAGCGUCCGCCUCACUCGCGACGUCUCUGUUCCUUACUCUGGCGCCGGAAAAGCCUUCUACUCCAAACCUGUUCGAUUCCGACAGCCUGGUACUCACUCUCCGGCGAGCUUCUCCACCUUUUUCUCCUUCUCCGUCACCAACCUCAACCCUUCUUCCAUCGGCGGAGGGCUCGCCUUCGUCAUCCCCCCCGACGCCGACACGAUCGGAUUCUCCGGAGGCUCUCUGGGUCUCGCCAGAGCCGACGGGUCGGGUUCCGGGUUCGUGGCCGUCGAAUUCGAUACCCUUAUGGAUGUCCAGUUCAAGGACAUCAACGGGAACCAUGUCGGCUUCGACGUCGACGGUGUCAUUUCGUCUGUCACCGGCGAUCUCGCUGCCGUCGAAGUUGACCUCAAGAGCGGCAACACCGUGAAUUCGUGGAUCGAGUACGACGGGUCGGGUCGGAUCUUCAACGUAUCGGUCUCGUACUCGAAUCUGAAACCCAAAUCCCCGAUUCUGUCUUUCCCGUUCGAUCUCGAUCGGUACGUGAACGAUCUCAUGUACGUGGGUUUCUCCGGUUCGACUCAGGGAAGCACGGAGAUGCACAGUAUCGAGUGGUGGAGCUUCAGUUCAUCAUCCGGGUCGGGUCCGGGAUCCGAUUCUCUUCAGCCUCCGCCUCCGGCGACGGCCAAUCUGGUGAACCCGACGGCGAACUCCGUGAAAACUUCUCCGCCUCCGCCGUCACCGUCGCCGCCGUCACCCGCCGCGAACUCGACCUCUGGCUCCAAAUCUGAGACGGCGAAGCCAUCUUCUUCGUGCCAUAACGAGCUCUGCAAGGAGAACCCAGGAGCCGUCGCCGGCGUCGUGACCGCCGGAGCUUUCUUCCUAGCCAUUUUCGCCGGAGUUCUGAUCUGGGUUUACUCCAAAAAGUUCAAACGAAUCGAAAAGUCCGAAACUUUCGCGUCGGAGAUUAUCAAAACCCCCAAAGAAUUCACCUACAAGGAACUCAAAACCUCGACGAGGAACUUCAGCGGCAAUCGGAUCAUCGGACACGGAGCCUUCGGGACAGUAUACAAAGGGAUCUUCCCGGAGACAGGAGAAAUCGUCGCCGUCAAGCGAUGCAGUCACAGCUCACAAGGCAAGACAGAGUUCAUGUCGGAAUUAUCCAUAAUCGGAAGUCUCAGACACAGAAAUCUCGUCAGAUUACAAGGUUGGUGCCACGAAAAAGGCGAAAUCCUGUUAGUUUACGAUCUAAUGCCAAACGGGUCACUGGAUAAAGGCCUGUUCGAGUCACGAACGCCAUUAUCGUGGGAUCACCGGAAAAAAAUUCUGCUCGGAGUUGCUUCAGCUCUUGCUUACUUGCACAGAGAAUGCGAGAAUCAAGUGAUCCAUAGAGACGUUAAGACAAGCAACAUUAUGUUGGAUGAGCAUUUCAAUGCGAGGUUGGGAGAUUUCGGAUUGGCCCGACAGAUCGAACACGACAAAACCCCGGACGUGACAGUGGCCGCAGGAACAAUGGGUUACUUAGCGCCGGAAUAUCUUCUCACCGGACGAGCCACUGAGAAAACAGACGUUUUCAGCUACGGAGCCGUCGUUCUCGAGGUCGUGACCGGAAAACGGCCGAUAGAGAAGGACGUUGCGGCCGGCAAUGGGAAUUUGGUGGAAUGGGUAUGGGGUUUGUAUAGGGAAGGUAUGGUCUUGGAGGCAGUGGACCCGAGGCUCGAGGGCGAGUUCGACCAGGCCGAGGUGGCUCGGGUCGUGACCCUGGGCUUGGCUUGUUCCCAUCCCGACCCAACGGCUCGACCCACGAUGCGAGCCGUGGUCCAGAUGCUGGUCGGUGAAGCUGAUGUUCCAUUGGUCCCUAAGACAAGACCGACUCUGAGUUUUAGCACUUCUCAUCUGUUGUUGAGUUUGCAAGAUAGUCUCUCCGACAGUAAUGUCGUCGCCGGCGGAAUUUCUAGUCCGUCGUCUUCGUCUUGGUCGGCGCCGGAGUUUAGCGUUUCGACGACACGUGGCGAUGACCGGUUGGUUUGAAGAUCGGAGGAGAUAUUUGUUUACGGUUGGUUUAGGAUUUUGCUUCGUGUGUUGUGAGAUUCAAUUCAUUUUUUUUAUAAUUCAAAAGUUUACAUUA
Tarenaya hassleriana is the source of this 2584-nucleotide messenger RNA. RefSeq names its product L-type lectin-domain containing receptor kinase VIII.1. Gene Ontology annotation, biological process: protein phosphorylation. NCBI's taxonomy places the organism in Eukaryota, Viridiplantae, Streptophyta, Magnoliopsida, Brassicales, Cleomaceae. Bases 316 to 2487 code for a protein of 723 amino acids. The transcript is spliced from 2 exons. Gene Ontology annotation, cellular component: plasma membrane. The record is from RefSeq and is a predicted model, not a curated record. Gene Ontology annotation, molecular function: carbohydrate binding; protein kinase activity; ATP binding.